Aspergillus niger is the source of this 747-nucleotide messenger RNA. RefSeq lists its product as uncharacterized. Gene Ontology annotation, molecular function: RNA binding; phenylalanine-tRNA ligase activity. NCBI's taxonomy places the organism in Eukaryota, Fungi, Ascomycota, Eurotiomycetes, Eurotiales, Aspergillaceae. The transcript has a single exon. The record is from RefSeq and is a predicted model, not a curated record. Bases 1 to 747 code for a protein of 248 amino acids.
AUGGGAGUUACGACAUCCCCUCAUGAGCUGCUUCAAGCCGCGCGGAUAGCGCCAGAAAUCUUCAAACUCCGGCCGGACUAUCGCGCUCUUUUGAUGGUUGUUGAGAAUAUUCCUCCGGGUGCUAGCGAUGCUUCCAGCGAGGUUCUUCUACAAGAAGCCGAAACUUGUGUGCAAGAACUACUAUCGAAACACUCCUCCAUCACUGACUUUCCGCAUAUUGCGGCAUGGAGAGAUGCAUAUAAAGCAUUUGGGGCCAAACCUCAAAAAACACGCAACAGCCUCGAAUCCUUGACACGUCGUGCAGAUGGUGGCUUGCCGCGGGUCAAUAGAUUGACAGACAUCUACAACGCCAUUUCAGUCAAACACCAAAUUCCCCUGGGUGGCGAAGACCUCGAUAAAUAUGAUGGAUCACCGUUCCUGAUUCGUGCUACUGGCCAAGAACCAUUCGAAACCUUUUCUGGUGGGGAACCUAAAUCGGAGCUCGCUGCGCCUGGGGAACCUAUUUGGUGUGACAACACUGGUAUCACUUGUCGUCGCUGGAAUUGGCGGCAGGGCCCACGGACCGCCUUGACUGAUGAGACCAGCCGCGUUUUAUUCAUUCUGGAUGCGCUGGACCCUCUUUCUGAUGAUUCUUUGGUCCAGGCUGCCGAUGAGCUUGCAUCGGCACUGAAAAGCCUUUCUCCAGAGGUUCAGACAACCUGCCGCAUUAUUCGAUCAGCGGAGAUGAACGAUGAUGUCAAGGCUUGA